This is a messenger RNA of Zygotorulaspora mrakii, 201 nucleotides long. It is a transcript of the gene YSY6, whose product is annotated as Ysy6p. Bases 1 to 201 code for a protein of 66 amino acids. Gene Ontology annotation, cellular component: endoplasmic reticulum. The record is from RefSeq and is a predicted model, not a curated record. The transcript has a single exon. Lineage: Eukaryota; Fungi; Ascomycota; Saccharomycetes; Saccharomycetales; Saccharomycetaceae.
AUGGCUGUUCAGACCCCCAAGCAGAGGAUUGCAAAUGAAAAGUUCAACAAAAGAGUCGAGAAGCACAGGAAGUAUGGUAAAAAGAAGGUGAAAGGUGACGGCUCGAAAUUCAACUUCCCAAUCUCGAAAACUUGGCUCUUCGUGCUAGCGUUUUUACUCGUGGGCGGAGGCCUGUUGGAGCUGCUAAGUCAUUUCCUGUGA